GUCUGGUCUGCCUGCUAGUGUUGUGUUGCAUCAUACCCUUCGUGGUCCAAAGAUUUGUGGAAUUUGACCCACUACGUCUCUAGUAUGCAUGGACUUUGUGCCUCUGUCAUUUGCCAGGACUUGGCCUCUCGCGGGCAGGAUGAUGUUACUGCAUGUUGGUGUCUGCUGUGUUCCCUGAAACCUUCUAGUAGCUGUGAUGUAGAGGUUUCGGAGACAGGAUGCCAGUUCUGCCAGCUUGAGUUACACAAACGUGACAGAAAGGAAGCAGUGAGCAGCAUGAGUCUAUGUGACACGAAAUCUAGAUCAGGAGCCUUCAUCAGGAAAGGUGUCUCUGGCUGACCGCGUCCUGGGCCAGUUCCGCAGGCGCAAUACUGAAGGAGCCCGGAAUGGCAAGCACAUCUGCAAACAAGAAACCAUACCGCAAGGCACCACCACAGCACCGGGAGACCCGACAUGAGCCUUUGAGUCCCCGGGAUGAGGGAGCCGAGCAGCAGAGCCAGGAUUCACUUACUGAAGGAGACCGAAUCCAAUUUCUGCAGCACCAGAAUGAUGAGUUGCACCGUCGCCUGGCAUUUGCUACUACAAAAAUGGAAGCUUUGGAGCAUGAAGUGGAAGCAGGAAGGCAUUACCUAGAAAUGGAGCUGAAUCGCAACCGAGAGGAACUAGAGAAAUUUAAAGACAAGUUCCGCAGGUUGCAGAACAGCUACACCGCAUCACAGAGAACAAAUCAGGAUCUGGAGGAGAAGCUGCACACGCUGGCAUCGCUCAGUCAAAGCUGGAUCUAUUCAAUUAAAAAAGCUGAAAUAGAUCGGAAGACUCUGGAUUGGGAGAUUGUGGAACUAACCAACAAAUUACUGGAUGCAAAGACCACAAUCAACAAGCUGGAAGAAUUAAAUGAACGCUAUCGGCAGGACUGUAACCUUGCUGUUCAGCUACUUAAAUGCAACAAGUCCCAUUUCCGAAACCACAAGUUUGCAGAUUUGCCGUACAAACUACAGGACAUGGUGAGCAAACACUUUGAAAGCACAGCAUCAUCUCCACGAUCUGGACAGGAGACCCCUCCACCUGGUCUUUCACACUCUGAUGUGGUGCCCACUUCUAUCAUUGCCCGUGUACUAGAAAAGCCAGAGUCGCUCAUCCUAAACUCUGCCACAUCUAGCAGUGGCAGCGGCCCCACUGCAGAGGAUGUCUUUGUGCAUGUGGACAUGAGUGGUCCAGGUGAGAGAGUGGAGGAGAGCAGGCAGCAAAAUGGGGGGCUCCAACAGCAGAGUAGUGUAGAUAGCACUUCUGAGGACCCUCCCACUUUUGAGAAACUGAGCCCGUACCCCACACCUCCCCCACCACAUCCUAUGUACCCCGGCCGCAAGGUGAUAGAGUUCUCAGAUGAAAAGGUGCGAAUCCCCAAAAAUAGCCCAUUACCCAACUGUACCUAUGCCACCCGGCAAGCAAUCUCCCUUAGCCUUGUGCAGGGUGAGGAGGGCAGUCCAGACAGGCAUCGCACAGUACCCAAUAGCCCAGCGUCUGCAGCAAACUACCCACAGCGGGCACGGAGUGCAGAUAACCCUGCCCGAUCUCCUCUUAGUAGUGCAGUUGCCAGCUCUGCGAGCUCUGAAGAGGACAUGUUGGCAAACUGGCAAAAAAUGUUUGUGGAAAAGGCGGCACCCAACACGGAGAGGUCCCUGGCACAUCGCACUUCCUUCAGCAGGGACACAGCUCUGGAACUGCAACAAAGAUUCAGCCAAUCUAUGCAGGAACUCAGCCGGGCCGCUCAAGCUUACUCAGACAAGGAAAGCUCAGGGCUUGGAUGGAGCAGCAGCCGAGAUGCUGAGGUUGUUGGGGCCCGGAGAGGGCCCCUACCAAAUGAGUAUGGGAAGGAAUUCUCCCAAGAGGAAGCACAGGACCUUCUGUCUGGAGCAGUGGAGGAAGAGGAAGAAGCCGCUGAGCAGCAGGUCCUCUCGGAGGAGGCAGAUCAGGAGACCGUGAUAGAGGACGACAUUGGGGAGACAUGCAUACCACCGGAGGAUGGGUUGUGUGUAGAAAAACCCCCUUCUGGACGCCCACAUCGGAGUCCAAAAAGAAUGGGUGUGCAUCACCUCCACAGGAAGGACAGUCUGACCCGGGCGCAGGAACAGGGAAACCUACUGAACUAGUGAUGGGGAGGGCUGGGCAUACACAGGGCUGGUACCCCUUCCCGACUCUCCAGUCAGUAUAUGCAAAACUCAAUUUCCACCACUGUCUCAAGCUCUCAGAUAUGCACUACAGAAGAUGGGUAACCAGAGUGCCCAGGCAGUGCAUCACUGCCUUAACU
Molecule: messenger RNA, 2308 nt
Organism: Pelobates fuscus (common spadefoot toad)
Lineage: Eukaryota; Metazoa; Chordata; Amphibia; Anura; Pelobatidae
Gene: TJAP1
Product: tight junction associated protein 1
Exons: 11
Coding region: 387-2150 (587 amino acids)
Biological process (GO): Golgi organization
Cellular component (GO): trans-Golgi network
Source: RefSeq, a predicted model, not a curated record